Messenger RNA from Penicillium samsonianum, 330 nucleotides. RefSeq lists its product as uncharacterized. Lineage: Eukaryota; Fungi; Ascomycota; Eurotiomycetes; Eurotiales; Aspergillaceae. The transcript is spliced from 2 exons. The record is from RefSeq and is a predicted model, not a curated record. Bases 1 to 330 code for a protein of 109 amino acids.
AUGGGUCUCUUCAGCCACCACCACGACAAGCACGAGAACCAGGGCCACCAGCAAGGUCCCGGGGGACCCCACGGCGGACCCCAACAUAACGGCGGCCCUGGAGGCCCCGGCGGUCCUGGAUUUGGAGGACCCCAGGGUGGAUUCCAAGGACAGCAGCAGGGUGGCCCUGGCGGUCCUGGCGGUCCCGGCGGUCCUGGCUUCGGAGGACCCCAGGGUGGAUUCCAAGGACAGCAGCACCAGGGUGGUCCUGGAGGCUUUGGCGGCCCUGGACAACACCAGGGUGGACAUGGUGGACCCAGUGGACCUCAAGGAGGACACGGUGGACGCUAA